Molecule: messenger RNA, 1017 nt
Organism: Zasmidium cellare ATCC 36951
Lineage: Eukaryota; Fungi; Ascomycota; Dothideomycetes; Mycosphaerellales; Mycosphaerellaceae
Exons: 2
Coding region: 1-1017 (338 amino acids)
Biological process (GO): barbed-end actin filament capping; actin filament depolymerization
Cellular component (GO): cytoplasm; actin filament
Molecular function (GO): actin filament binding; actin monomer binding
Source: RefSeq, a predicted model, not a curated record
AUGCAGUCUGGAAUCUCAGCCUCCCAAGAGCUCCAAGAUGCCUUCAACGCCUUCGUAUCCAACUCCACCGAACGAGCCCUGCUGGCAGGCAUCGACAACGAAAAGCUGAUCCCCAAAACCACGAUUCCACUCCAAGGGUCCUCUUUCAAAGAUGACCUAGGUCAAUUACAAGAGCAUUUGACCCCCAAUGCGGCCUCAUACAUCCUUCUCAAAGUCGAGCCCGGCGCUCCAGACGGCUACGUUGCAGUCACCUACGUCCCCAACGCCGCUCCCGUGCGCCAGAAGAUGCUCUUCGCCAGUACACGUUUGACGCUCGUCCGCGAGUUGGGGAUUGAGCGGUUUCGAGAAACGCUGUUCGCGACUGAGAAGAGCGAGUUGACUGCCUCGGGCUGGGACAAGCACGAGGCGCACACGAGCCUCUCGGCCCCGUUGACAGAAGAGGAAGAGGGUCUGCAGGGCGUGAAAGAGGCAGAAGCACAAGAAUCGCGCGGCACGGGCGCACGACGAGGACACGUUAGCGGCAAGAUCGAUGUUCCCACGGAACUGGGCGUUCUCGAGGCAUUGGGCAGUCUGAAGGAGGAAGGGUGCAGGGGCACGCUCGUGCAGUUGAAAUAUCAACUGCCUGAUGAGACGCUCACGCUGGACUCGUCAGCGGAUUCGAUACAACCUGAGCAGGUUGGGGGGUUGAUUUCGACGACCGAGCCACGGUUCUCGUUCUAUUCGCAUCCUGAGCAGAGUGCAGAUGGUGGGGCUGGAGCGACGAUUCUGUUUAUAUAUACUUGUCCCACCGGGUCGAAGAUCAAGGAGAGGAUGAUUUAUAGCACGAGCAAGAGCUGGACGAGGAUCGUGGCGGAGCGGGAUGCGGGGAUCACGAUUUCCAAGUCGUUGGAGGCGACGGAGCCGGAUGAGAUCUCGGCGGAGACACUUGGUGGUGGAAGUCAGAGUGCAGAGCAGUCUGGUACAGAGAGCAAGCCUAGUGCAGGCUUUGCGAGACCCAAGAGGCCUGGCAGGCGGUGA